UGUAGUGAUUGUAAUAUGGCAAAUAAGUUUUUAAAAAAGUUCAGUAGUGAAAAAUGUAAUGUAUUCUUUUCUGCUUUUCAUAGUGCCAAAGACGACGGAGUUGACAUUGACGCGCUUGCAGCUGAAAUUGAAGGAGCAGGAGCAGGCAAGGAGCAGAGCAAAUCAAAGAGCAAGAAAAAGAAAGGAAAGAAAGAUGACUUUGAUGAGGAUGACAUCCAGAAAGAACUGGAGACACUGUCAUUAGAAAACCAAGGAGGAAAAUCUAAAGAAGAGGAAAAGAAAUCCGAUUCAGCAGUGGACGCUGAACCUGAGCCCGCUCUGAGUAAAGCGGACAAGAAGAAGGCCAAGAAGGGUAAAAAGGCAAAUCUGGAGGAUGAGGAAGGUGAUGAAGAUCAGGGUCAGAACAACAUGGAAAACGAGCGCAGGGCGAAAGACACGGAGACGGUGGCGGCUCCCGCUCCUGCUGGUGCUGCUUCAGACUCUGAGGAUGAGGGCUCGCGGUCACGGCAGAAACCUACGGCUAAAAAGAAAGCUGGCCGAAAGGGUGCGUCUGAAGAUGGUGGUGCGAAGAAGGGUGAAGGAGCGGGUGACAAUGAUGAAUCAGACGAUUAUUCUCAAGCCGCACGCAAGAAGAAAAGUAAAGCCAAACCAGACAGUGAGGAAGAUGAAGGAGAAGAAUCGGCCUUCAAGGUGAAGACAGCUGUGCAGAAGAAAGCAGAGAAAAAAGAGAGGGAGAGGAAGAAGAAAGAGGAGGAGAAGGCCAAGCAGAGAGCUAAGAAAGAGAAAGAAGAGGAGGCCUUAAAGAAGGAGACAGGGAAACCUGCUACCACACCUUCAGCAGAGAGCAAGGAAAUAGAGGCAGAGGCUUCAGUGGAGCAGGAUGCAGCUGAUGUCCAGGGAGAAGAGGAGGCUGAAGGUGACAAAAAGAAAAAGGACAAGAAGAAGAAGAAAGGUGAGAAGGAGGAGACAGAAAAGGACAAGAAAAAGGGUCCCAGCAAAGCAACAGUGAAAGCAAUGCAAGAGGCCCUGGCCAGAAUGAAGGAGGAGGAGGAACGAGCCAAAAGAGAAGAGGAGGAGAGACAGCGACGGCUGGAGGAGCUGGAGGCUCAGAGACAGGAGCAGGAGCGUCUAGAGGCCGAGAGGAAAGAGAAGAAGAAACAAAAGGACAAGGAGAGAAAAGAAAGGCUAAAGAAGGAGGGAAAGCUCCUUACCAAGGCCCAGAAAGUGGCUCGAGCCAGAGCAGAAGCCACGCUGCGAGCGCUGCAGGCUCAGGGUGUUGAAGUGCCAUCCAAAGACGCAAUGCCAAAGAAAAAGCCAGUUUACUCUGAUAAGAGAAAAAAGAAGCCAACAGCACAAACUCCUGAAGAAACUUCAGAAGUGGCAUCACCCACAUCAGAGAUACCUCAGCCAAUCACAACAGAGAUGGAAGUGGACAAACCUGAAGCAGAGCAAGUUAAGGAGCCAAAAGCGGAGGCUGCUGAUCUGGACGAUUGGGAGGCCAUGGCCAGCGAUGAGGAGAAAGAGAUGAAGGUUCACAUUGAGGUGAAGGGAACUACUCCGGCAACACAAAAACCUGCUGAAGACCAAGAGAACGGCAGUGAGGAAGAAGAGGAUGAUGAUGAAGAGGAGGAUGAUGAUGAAGAGGAGGAUGAAGAUGAAGAGGAGGAUGAAGGAGAGGAGGAGAGUGAGGAUGAGGAGGACAACAAAGACAGCAGCAACAAGAUGAGCACAAAUAAAGCAGGAAAAGAGCCGAGCUCCGAGUCGAGCAGCGAGAGCGAUUCGGACGAUGACCGAAGCAAAGAGGAGAGACUUUAUGACAGGGCCAAGAGACGCAUAGAGAAACGAAGGCAGGAAAACCUGAAGAACAUUAAUUUUGGCAAGCUCCGCUCUCCUGUGGUUUGUGUACUGGGUCAUGUAGACACAGGGAAGACCAAAAUCCUGGAUAAGCUGAGACACACACAUGUUCAGGAUGGUGAGGCUGGUGGGAUCACACAGCAGAUCGGAGCCACUAAUGUGCCCCUGGAAACCAUAUUAGAACAAACCAAGAUGGUGAAAAAUUUUGACAAGGAGAACGUGAAGGUUCCUGGCAUGCUCAUUAUUGACACACCUGGACACGAGUCCUUCAGUAAUCUGAGGAACAGGGGUAGUUCUCUGUGUGACAUCUCCAUCCUGGUGGUGGAUAUCAUGCACGGUUUAGAGCCACAGACGAUCGAAUCCAUCAACCUGCUGAAGGAGAAGAAAUGCCCCUUCAUAGUAGCACUUAACAAGAUUGACCGUCUGUACGACUGGAAGAAGAGUCCAGACACAGACGUGGUGGCCACACUGAAGAAGCAGAAGAAAAACACCAAGGAUGAGUUUGAUGAGAGGGCUAAAGCUGUCAUCGUGGAGUUUGCGCAGCAGGGACUUAACGCUGCCCUGUUCUACGAGAACAAAGACCCUCGUACAUUUGUGUCCCUGGUUCCCACCUCGGCCCACUCGGGUGAUGGGAUGGGGAACCUCAUCGCCCUGCUGGUGGAGCUCACUCAGACCAUGCUGGCCCGCCGACUGGCUCAUUGUGAUGAACUUCGAGCACAGGUCAUGGAGGUAAGAGCUCUUCCUGGAAUGGGUACGACGAUAGACGUCAUCCUGUUCAACGGUUGUCUACGGGAGGGUGAGACUAUUAUCGUCCCCGGUGUCGACGGACCAAUCAUCACUCAGAUCAGAGGGUUGCUCCUCCCACCACCCCUGAAAGAGCUCCGAGUGAAGAAUCCGUAUGAGAAGCAUAAAGAAGUAUCUACGGCUCAGGGAGUCAAGAUCCUGGGAAAAGAUCUGGAGAAGACGCUGGCAGGUCUGCCUCUUCUCGUCGCUCAUAAAGAGGAUGAAAUUCCAGUGCUGAAGGAUGAGUUGAUCCGGGAGCUGAAAUUAUGGUGGCCGAGAGAGCUCAAAGCGCUGCAACUUAAGAAAACACAUGCAAUUUGAAAAAACAA
Sinocyclocheilus anshuiensis is the source of this 2966-nucleotide messenger RNA. RefSeq names its product eukaryotic translation initiation factor 5B-like. The coding region runs from base 16 to 2958 and encodes 980 amino acids. Gene Ontology annotation, molecular function: translation initiation factor activity; GTP binding; GTPase activity. The record is from RefSeq and is a predicted model, not a curated record. The transcript has 18 exons. NCBI's taxonomy places the organism in Eukaryota, Metazoa, Chordata, Actinopteri, Cypriniformes, Cyprinidae. Gene Ontology annotation, biological process: translational initiation. Gene Ontology annotation, cellular component: cytoplasm; mitochondrion.